AUGACUACUCAGUACCAGCAUACACUUUUUCUUUGCAUCGAAGGUUUCUUCCCAAAGCAGAUCGCUUUCUAUCUCCUGUCCAAAGGGAUAUGCUCUUCGGUAGAACAGCUUUAUGAGGGAAAGACGAAUGAGCCCAAUCUGAAGGUUGUACGUGUCACCUUCACAGACGAAGGUUUUGUCUCUGAAGAUCCCGAAAACCCACUACCAAAAGGGACAACCGGCUCUGCGCUGCGUCUUGACAAUGCAGAAGAUGAUAAACCAGUCUGGAUUCGUGAGCCUUGGAGUAUGAUCUCUUACCUUGAAGAGGUAUUUCCUGGCACAGAAGACAACAACUACCGGCAGAUUUGGGCCACAGAUGCUGUUGAAAGAGCUGUCUCUCGAGACAUCAUCAGCUACGUGCACUCGUCCAUUGAACAAGGAAACACCUGGCUUUCCAACAGCGCACCGUUCACAUGGACUUACAGAAAGAUCCCAGAGGAAGAGCGCAGUAUUGGGGUAGGCCGUCGAGCGAGGAGGGAAUUCGAGGGACUAUUUAAGAAGUUGCAAGGAGUUGCUACGGAGAAUCUCACAAAAACUGGUUGGCUGACCCCAGCGGCAGAUGGAGGACCGGGUAUGGCCGACUGUAUCCUUGCUUCAACUGUUCGCCACACAGAACUCGCCUGGAGUGAGUUUAUCCUUGAGGAUGAACCGCUGGAGGAGCUGAGGAAGUGGUAUGAGAAAUUCCAAACUGUGUGGUUCUGGAAUGAGCUGGAGGAGGCAGAUCGUUUUCCUGAUGUACUGCGACAAGGCAAAGGAUCUGUACACAAGUAG
This is a messenger RNA of Fusarium sp. VM40, 810 nucleotides long. The record is from the annotation of a GenBank genome assembly. NCBI's taxonomy places the organism in Eukaryota, Fungi, Ascomycota, Sordariomycetes, Hypocreales, Nectriaceae.